Physella acuta is the source of this 1373-nucleotide messenger RNA. RefSeq names its product carboxypeptidase D-like. Gene Ontology annotation, molecular function: metallocarboxypeptidase activity; zinc ion binding. Gene Ontology annotation, biological process: peptide metabolic process; protein processing. The record is from RefSeq and is a predicted model, not a curated record. Lineage: Eukaryota; Metazoa; Mollusca; Gastropoda; Physidae.
AGACAAUUUGUGUAGGCCGUCAGUUUCAGAAGAAGUAUACACCGUGACAGCAUUUAUGGUGGUGAAGAGAUGAGGUAUUUCACCAGUAGAAUCAAGAUGAGCUGGGUCAUUUUUCUAAUCGCUGCCGUCUGUGCCUUGACCACUGUCCAGUCUGCGAAUGUGUCCGAGAGAGCGACCCCGACUAUCUCCACGGACAAGUACCACAACUACAAGGACUUGCAGGCGCUCCUCCGUCGGCUGGUCUCAAACUACCCCAAUCUGGCUCGUGUCUAUCACAUCGGCGAGUCCGUGGGUGGGAGAAACUUGUCCGUUAUUCAGAUAUCUGACCGAGUGAACGUGAGGGAGGUCGGUGAACCCAGGUUCAAAUACAUCGGCAACAUCCACGGCAACGAGGCUGUGGGCAGGGAGGUCAUCCUGUACCUGGCCCAGUACCUGCUCUACAACUACGGCACUGACCCCAGGGUGACCCAGCUGGUGGACACGACGGACAUCCACCUGAUGCCGACCAUGAAUCCUGACGGGUUCGAGAUCUCGAGGGAAGGGGAUUGUGACAGCAUAUUGGGGCGUAGCAACAAGAACGGUCUUGACCUGAACCGGAAUUUUCCGGCUCUUCGCUGGAAAAACAGCAUCAUCCAGCCCGAGACUCAGGCCGUCAUGGACUGGAUCAAAUCCCAACCAAACUUUGUCCUUUCCGCCACCCUUCACGGGGGUUCGCUAGUUGCUAACUACCCCUUCGAUGACCACAAGUAUCAACUAAUUACUCCAUCAUACGUAUACUCUGCUUCACCUGAUGAUAACACGUUCAAAUCUCUAGCCCGUUCCUAUGCCAACGCCCAUCCCACUAUGAACCGCGGCAAACAGUGUAAUGGCGAAUAUGAUUUUCCAGGGGGGAUAACCAACGGUGCUUAUUGGUACAGUAUUAAGGGUGGCAUGCAAGACUACAACUACCUACACAGCAACACCUUUGACAUCACCCUGGAGAUCUCAUGCUGCAAGUACCCGUCCAGGAGAAACUUAACCUCGCUCUGGAAUGUCAACAGAGACGCUCUCCUCACCUAUAUAGAGCAGACACAUAUGGGAGUGAAAGGCGUCAUCAAGACAAGCAAGGGUGCUCCAAUAACUAACGCUCAGGUGCGUGUGUCUGGCAUCAAUCACGUGAUGACCACGUCAGAUCUUGGAGAAUACUGGAGACUUCUGAUACCAGGCACUUACAAUAUCACCUACAGUGUUGCUAGGUAUAAAUCAGCUAAAACACAAGUCACAGUUCGACCUGGUUCACCUGUGGUACUCAACGUGACCUUUGACACCUCCACUAAACACGGAACCGUCAACGAGGUCUAAAACCAACUUUUUACAAAAUAAAUUGAAAUUGC